AUGGUUUCGCUGAAGCGGCUCGCCGCUAGUGUCCUCAAGUGUGGAAGAGGCAAAGUUUGGCUCGAUCCUAAUGAGGGCAACGAGAUCUCCAUGGCCAAUUCCCGCCAAAAUAUCAGAAAAUUGGUGAAGGUUGGUUUCAUCAUCAGGAAGCCAACCAAAAUUCACUCAAGAUCUCGUGCUCGCAGAAUGAAGGAGGCCAAGAGGAAGGGCCAUCACUCUGGAUACGGUAAGCGCAAAGGUACCAGGGAGGCUAGACUACUCACAAAGGUGCUUUGGAUGAGGAGAAUGAGAGUCCUUAGGCGCUUGCUUCGCAAUUACAGGGAGUCAAAGAAGUUUGACAGGCACAUGUAUCAUGACAUGUACAUGAAGGUGAAUGGUAAUGUUUUCAAGAACAAGCGUGUGCUGAUGGAAAAUAUCCAUAAAACAAAGGCUGAAAAGGCUAGAGAAAAGACCUUGUCCGACCAAUUUGAGGCCAGGAGGGCAAAGAACAAAGCUAGCAGGAAAAGAAAGUUCGCUAGGAGGGAGGAGCGUUUGGCACAGGGACCAUGAGAGAGGCCAGUU
Messenger RNA from Nicotiana tabacum (common tobacco), 561 nucleotides. RefSeq names its product large ribosomal subunit protein eL19z. Gene Ontology annotation, biological process: translation. Gene Ontology annotation, cellular component: ribosome; cytosolic large ribosomal subunit. Lineage: Eukaryota; Viridiplantae; Streptophyta; Magnoliopsida; Solanales; Solanaceae. The record is from RefSeq and is a predicted model, not a curated record. Gene Ontology annotation, molecular function: RNA binding; structural constituent of ribosome.